Cercopithifilaria johnstoni is the source of this 474-nucleotide messenger RNA. The record is from the annotation of a GenBank genome assembly. NCBI's taxonomy places the organism in Eukaryota, Metazoa, Nematoda, Chromadorea, Rhabditida, Onchocercidae.
AUGUCGCUCCGGUCAGAUGAUGACCAAGUUUUGAUUUUUUGUGAAAAUAUUUCAUUUGAACAUCAAGCGUCUGACCUAGACCGAAGGAUUCAAGGUUGCGAUUCAAAAUUGACGUCAUGUGUUUGUUGUUCCUGUCUUACCGUCACACGACCAUUAAGGGAUUUAUUGUGCGGAAUUAGCGGACCAUUCGGCCCCAGAGGUAGUUGUGUAUUACCUCCCAAUCAAACUUCUCUUCAUCCAUUCACGUCGUUGCUUCUUGAUUUGCUUGAAUUUCUUGAGAUAUUUAUAUUGUCAUUUUGUUCUGCAUAUUAUCAUUCUGGCAUCGACCUCAGCAAUCGAAAAAAGCAAAGAAUAUUGGCAGUUGUUGUAAUUAUGCUGGCUAACAACGGUGGUGGUGAUCGUGUUUUGAGCAAAACUUGCGGUCGUAGCAGCAUGAGUAUUCGCAGCAACGGUAAAUCGGCUAAGGGAAUGUGA